Molecule: messenger RNA, 4108 nt
Organism: Nothoprocta perdicaria
Lineage: Eukaryota; Metazoa; Chordata; Aves; Tinamiformes; Tinamidae
Gene: TP53I11
Product: tumor protein p53 inducible protein 11
Exons: 8
Coding region: 433-1002 (189 amino acids)
Source: RefSeq, a predicted model, not a curated record
UUGCAUCUUGCAUCCUUUUAUCUGCACAACUAAAUCCUCUUCCCUCAGCAGGGAGGGACAAGCAGGCAACUUCAUGAUAAAGCGGAUUGUGGUGACAACAGAUUUCUUCCCUCUGGACUAGAGAAGGUCUCCAGACAUGUUGAAAUGAGUUGUUUGCAGGGACCUACAAGCGCUGCGUUGUAGCCUGGCGCCGAUUUGAACACGAGGCCUCCCCAGCGCUCAGCCAGCAAGGGAAGUGCUUGGAAAGAUGAAGAGCUGUCUGCUGGCAUAACAGGAAGUUUUUGUUUUUCAAGCCUUGUGAAGUUUCACGUGGUGGCAAAGACGUUUCCUGCCUGCUUUUUUCAAAUACACACAAAAAACGCCCUGUACCAAGAGCGAAAGGCUAUCCACCAUCAAGUUUCUAGCCAAACGGGCAAGUGCCUGUGCAUCGCCAUGGCAACCAAGCAGCCCCCACCGCUGAUGAAGAAGCACAGCCAGACGGACCUGGUGAGCCGGCUCAAGACGCGGAAGAUCUUGGGGGUUGGCGGAGAAGACGACGAUGGGGAGGUGCAUCGGUCAAAGAUCAGUCAAGUCCUGGGAAAUGAAAUCAAGUUUGCAGUCCGGGAGCCGCUGGGACUCAGGGUCUGGCAGCUGGUUUCGGCCAUCAUGUUCUCGGGGGUGGCCAUCAUGGCCCUAGCUUUCCCAGACCAGCUCUACGAUGCCGUCUUUGACGAGGAGCCGGUGAGCAGCAAGACGCCCGUCCGGCUCUACGGGGGAGCCCUGCUCAGUAUCUCUCUCAUCAUGUGGAACGCCCUGUACACGGCCGAGAAGGUCGUCAUCCGCUGGACCCUGCUCACAGAGGCUUGCUACUUCGCCGUGCAGUUCCUGGUUACCACUGUCUCACUGGUUGAGAGCGGCCGGAUAGCCACAGGUGCUGUGCUCCUCCUAGUCAGCCGAGCCCUCUUCAUCCUCAUCAGCAUUUAUUAUUAUUACCAAGUUGGACGCCGUCCCAAGAAAGUCUAAUUCCUGGACUUUCUGUCAUGGGAAGGGUGGGAGGGGGGUUUGUGUCGGUAAUUUUGCAUUAUAAUUAUAACUUUUUUUGUUGUUGUUAGUUCCUUUUUGUUCUAAAGUGGUUUCCUUCUUUUCCACUUACCGGCAUGACUCAGCGUGUAACCCGGUGCUGGUGGCAUUACCAGGUGAUGUGUGGGGAGAGCUGCGUCAUGCAGGUCCCCCCCACAAACCCUUCGGGAGGAGGUGAGCAAACAGCAUGAGGAAGGCUCAGGGAGGUGUACAGGCCUGACAGGCUCAGGGAAAAGAGCUGGUUUCUCUAGGGAAACUGGCCAUUGGGAUCACAGGCUCUGAAACCUUUAAACAAAGCACAAAAAUCAGGACAGCACAUCAAAACCAAAUCCCUGAAGAGAAAGGGAGUUAAGGCAACCAGCGAAGGACUCGGCUACUCCCCUUGGUAAGUCUUGCACCUGCCUGUUGAGCCUCACAUUUACAGCAAGUUCCUCUUUUAGCAAGUACUGUUCAGGUACCUGGGAGUUGGCCAGGAUUAGUUGUAGUUCAGUGAAAUUUGAAAUCACAAAUGAAAAGAAUUGCUGUUCGUUCUUGCUACCAGAGGUGCCACCCCGUAUUUGUUUUUGCAUUGGUUGCUGUACAGAGCUCAGCACAAGGUAUGGCAAAAGAAGAGGAAGACUCCUUACUUGUUCCCUUCACAGGGAUAGUGCUGGGACCAAUGGAGCAUUUUUGAUUGUAAUAUGAGAGAAGAGAUGGAAGCUGUUGGGAAAACAGCCAGCCAAGCAUGUUGAAAUCUCCUUGUUUGGGAUAUUUCAUGUAGUUCCUAGGCUGGGCUUCUGUCCCCUUCACCUCACCCUGUUUCCUACAGGUGCCGCUUCCUUGGUGGUAGCAGUGGUCGUAGCUGAGUUGCCUGCCAUGUGUCUAACCUGCUGUUGGUAGCAACAGGGAGCAAGGUGUGAGCAGGAGUAGUGUGAAGCAGCUGGUGAGAUGAGUCCCACAUGUGGGAGCCCUGUUCUAGCUCAGCUACUAUACAGGCAUCACUCUUCCUUUGACUUUGGGGAGAAAGGACCAAAGUUUGAAGCACCAGAUGCUACUUCCUGGGGAUGAAGUAGUAGAAUGUGCAGAGGCUUUACUGCCUUCUUCAAGAUCAAUCAAGGAACGACUAAAAGUACGUUAGUGCUUGUUGGCCAGUUCCCCCAACACCUAUUGGGGUCACCAGCACUGGUUUCCCCUACUUCCUAGCUAUUUCCUAGCAGAGUAUUUCUGGCCAUAGCUGCAGGCUGCAUUCUUAUUCUCUACAGGACUAAAAGUUGAAGGCCUGUGUAGUUGAGUUAGACUCUUUUUUUUCUUCAUGCACUGUUGUUGGCUGGAUCCAAGUGUGCCCUUGAGGAGGCUAAUUUUCCCAAAAUCCCGGUAGAAAGAUGCCUACUUGGAUAGAACUGCUUGGGUGAACAACAGAGUUCAACCAACUGAUGAUGUUGGGGUCUAGGGCUAUUGCUGUUAGGUAUCUUAGUAUAGUUAAUGGGUAGUUACUGUAUGUGGUUUGUUAGUGCUCUUGGCAUUUAGAAGCAGCUGCAUAAAUUUCAGACUGCGCACUGUACCUGUUGGCCAUGCAAAAUGUAUGUCAGCUUGGAAAAUACUUGACCCAAGAAAUACUGCAUUUUUUAACGAACUGAAUCUGGUGCAGAGGCAAUGUUCAACAUCAGGCUAAAUGCUACAGCCUCCAUCCAUGCAUCCAAAAGGUGGUUAGAAACCACAUUGAUAUUAUAAGGUGGGCCAACCUGUAUAGGUGGAAGAGUCACGUUCUAGGAGGGAAACUAUUUCCCUGUGAGUCAAGAAAUGGUCGAGUGCAGCCCAGAGAGCGUGCAGAGCAAAGCAGCGUGUGCUGCAUGAGGAGCUGGGAGGUGGCAGGCUGUGGCUUUGGCUCCUGUUGCCAGCACCAGCUGCCUGGGCAGCUGCAGUGGCACAGCUCUGCACGGCGCUUCAGCCAUAGCUGUUGGUAUAGGUAAGUGGUGCUUGAGUCUUUGUGUUUUGGGGGUCAGGCAAAUGUGUUCAGACUGGUUAAUGGUGUUUGGGGGGGUGGGAGGGUCAGAGAGGAGACUGUUUCUAGGAAAACUGAACAAAACCAUUGCAAGACAGGCUUAUGGAGAAAGGAAGUGGAGGGUCAGCUUUAUGAUGCCCUUUCACACCCUGGGACUGACUUACACCAUGAGUUUGAAUCUGUAGAUGGCUGACUGAUUAGGUACCUUGAAAGUGCUCUUCAGGAGGUGAGAGACACAUGUUCUUACACUAUGAGGGAGCAGUUCUCAGAAGACUCAUGGAUAGAACAAUUAAAUUUGUGUCUUUCAGGUGUGUGUGGAGGGGUAGGUCUUUCUAAAGGAGUUUUAAAUCAAGUGAGAUCAGAUUCUUCUUUGGUCCCCUACUUAGCAGCUGUCUCUGCAAAACUUCAAACAGGCAUUUGACUCUAGCUGAUGCUAGUGCUAGGGUUUUUUUAAUCUGAUAUCUUCUGCUCCAGCACAGAACAGAGCCUGGGGGUGGUCUGCAAGGGCUUGAUGCUAAACAGCACUUAGCCCCAAAAGAGGAGAAGGUUCUCUUAUUUUUUCCUGUUUGUUGCUGCAGCUUGCCCUAAUUGGACUCUUUUUAUAGACUAUGACAAGGGAGUGGGGGCUGUAUGUCCAGGACCAUCCCUUAUGAAGAAGUGAGAUGGAGCAAAUGGAUGUCCUGCUUUACAGCUGCUACAGGAAGGUCCUGUUCCUCCUGCAGGCAGCUGGAGGAGGUGAACUUGUCACAGGUGAGGACUGGGAGGGACUUCUCAAGGCCACUUGAGGCUGGAGCUAGGGCAGCACUGCCAGAAACCAGCUGUGGGUCUGUCUUCACUCCACCACUAUGGAGGGGGAGCCUUUCUAAGGAUAGAAAGGUUGGGAUCACAGCUGCUGGUAGUAGCUGAGCACAUGAUUUAGGAUCAAAAGCCUGAGGUUGCUCUUUAGGCUCUGGUACUGAUCCUUUCAUCUCCAUCGGUCUCGCUUUCCGCAUCUGUUAAGCUGUGGGGAAGAUCUCGGACUGUCAUCAUCUCUCUCGGGAAGCAAUUUUAUAAAGAAUUCCCUACUAG